Messenger RNA from Drosophila subpulchrella, 593 nucleotides. RefSeq lists its product as uncharacterized. The record is from RefSeq and is a predicted model, not a curated record. Lineage: Eukaryota; Metazoa; Arthropoda; Insecta; Diptera; Drosophilidae. The coding region runs from base 80 to 463 and encodes 127 amino acids. The transcript is spliced from 2 exons.
GCUUGCAUUGGUCAGAAGAGAAUUUUUAACAACUGCGGGUUCAGUUUUGUGUUUGUACUUAAAGUUUUUGUUAUCUAUAAUGGACUCCGAACAUGAAAAAACCCUAUCCUAUAACUAUUUUGCCACCGCUCCUCCGGAAGAGAUGGUCCUGAACCAGUCACCGCCACGCCAACCUUAUACGCAGGUUCCUGAAUCGUCUGCGAAAAAUCCGAUGUCACCACAACCACCCGUGAUGAUCACUAUCCAUAACUCGGUUCCGGUGAACACAGUAGUUUGUCCCUCUUGCCAAAAGCCGAUUCACGUUCUACAUAAGCAACACCGUACUGGAAAGACUUACUGCUUCUCGGCGUUCCUCUGCUUUUUCCUUUGCUGGCCCUGCGUCUGCCUCCCUUGCUUCUUCAAGUGGGGCUAUAAGACCUCAAAGUUCUGCCCCCAGUGUAAAGCUAAUUUGGGAUCAUUUUGACCUUUAAGUAAGUUCACUUAUGUGCAGACACGAAGUAGUGCCUUAUCAUAUUAUGACUUACCAUACAAACAUAUGUAAAUACAUUCUUCAAUGAACUCUGUAUUUGUAAACUGUAAGUCAGAAUAAAUGA